Dreissena polymorpha is the source of this 1209-nucleotide messenger RNA. Its product is annotated as ATP-dependent DNA helicase Q1-like. Gene Ontology annotation, biological process: double-strand break repair via homologous recombination. Lineage: Eukaryota; Metazoa; Mollusca; Bivalvia; Myida; Dreissenidae. Gene Ontology annotation, molecular function: four-way junction helicase activity; 3'-5' DNA helicase activity. The coding region runs from base 315 to 995 and encodes 226 amino acids. Gene Ontology annotation, cellular component: cytoplasm; nucleus; chromosome. The transcript has 3 exons. The record is from RefSeq and is a predicted model, not a curated record.
CAAUUACCAAAUAUUUUUUCUUUCAUUCGGAGACUGUUUUAAACUCUCUUGAAGUGAACAAACUAUUUCGCUCUGUUAAAUUUCAAGAUUAUAACAAGUUUCUUGUAAUCGACGAGGCUCAUUGUGUUAUUGAAUGGGGCGGAGAAUUUAGGAAGGACUUUAAAAGAAUAUACCAACUGAAGUCUCUUGUAAGUUGCCCAAUUCUUGCUUUGUCAGCAACAAUAACAAAAGCAGGUCAAACUGAAAUUGCAAAAUGUCUGCAUUUGACUAACUAUGAAGUUGUAAGUGCUAGCCCUGCAAAAGACAACAUUAAGAUGGUCGUUAUGAAUCGUCCUAGUCCAAACUCCAAAGGGAAUACCUCAUUUACACCAUAUGACUAUAUAUUUGUACCGGUUUUGCAACAACUGAAGAGUGAGAUUGAUAAUUUUGAAAUAACUAUUGUAUAUUGUAAGACAAUUAAUUGGAUUGGUUAUGGAUAUGAACUUGCAAAGCAAAUACUUGGUGAUGAAUUCUACUCAGGAAAACCAUCGGAGAAAACUGCAAGAGUCAUGAUGUACCAUUCAUCUAUGGAAGGCUCUGAUGGGAAGUUGAAGAAACAUAUUGUUGAGACGUUACAGACUGAAUGGUCUACGAUCCGACUGAUAAUUGCAUCUGUGGCUCUAGGCAUGGGUGCAGAUUUGAGGCAUGUUAAGAGGGUGAUUCAUGCUGGACCUCCUACUUCCUUAGAAACUUAUAUACAAGAGAUCGGCAGAGCAGGAAGAAGCCAUGAUGAUGCCCUGGCCAUUCUCUUCUUUAACAAAUCAGACAUUGCAUCUGAACAUAUGACCAGAGAAAUGAAGGACUAUUGUGUAAACUCAACUAUCUGCCGAAGAAGUUUAGUUAACCAGUAUUUUGGUUUUGAAACUCAGGAAGUCAAACAGUUUUCAAUUUGUUGUGAUUUGUGCAAUAAUGAACUGGGGAUAGAAUAUGAUUUUAGUAAACUGUCAGCUAACUAAAAGCAUACAUAGCUUAGUUUUCUUAAACUUCACCAUGACUCGUAAGCACAAAGCUUUUUUAAUUUUUAUUACAAUUACUGUUGCUGGUCACACCAUCCCCUUAAAAUAGGGUUGGUUAGUUGGCAACUGUUUUUAUUUUUAUUUUUGGAUGAUAAAAUUGUAUUUUAUGAUUGUACUGCUUAACGAACGAAUAUUUUGUAGAAUCAUUUGAUAG